UGGGGCAAAACUCCCAUGGAAGAGCAGCUCCCUCCUCUUCUGUCGUUGGAUGAUUGGGAUAUUGAUGGGUUUUAUAACGAGACCAUGCCGUUGCCGUCGGCACCGGCGCCGGCGCCGGAGGUUAGACAAGAAAUGCAGUUUCCGGUGGAGCUCGUCAACUCCGACAACAAUCCUUCUCCAAUGGUGUUGCUGGAGUUAUCCUCCGACGACGACGUGGCGGAGACAACAACAACGAACGUCCUUCUUUCCGACGUCAGCUCGGCAGUGAAUUUGCCGGAGAGACCUGGCGCUGAAGAAGCUGGCAGUGGCAAUUUACCUGUCAGGCGUUGGACCAAGGACGAACACAUGCUAUUUUUGAUGGGACUGGAGAAGUACGGAAAUGGAAAUUGGAAAGAAAUUGCAACAGAAUUUGUGGUCACAAGAACAUCCACCCAGGUGGCCAGCCAUGCCCAGAAGUACUGCAAGUACCGCCAAAACCCUAAUAUAAACCAGCGAAAUGGGAAGAGCUGCAGGUCCAAGUCCAGUAUUUUCGACAUCACGGCCGUAGAUCCCCACUCUAGGGUGCGCCUACUUCGCCGUCGUCGUGCACCGGCUGCCAUUCAACCACCGUUGCCGCCGCUGCAGGUUCAACAAUUUACCAUUACCAAUUACUACCCUCCACCUCACCAACAAAACUAGGUUAUCAACCAUUACUCAUUCGAGUUUCGAUUUAGCUUGCUAUGUUUUUAACUCAAUUAUACUCAAUCUUGCAUUUGGAUCAAAAUUUUGAAUUUUGCUGAAAGUGUUAAGCUUUAAUUAGGAGAUGUAUUUCCUAUAUAUGAGGCGUCAAAGUUUCUAAGGGUCGGGGAAAGUAUUAAGCUUUGGAGGUGUAUAAUUGUAGGGAUAGUAUAUGAGAUAAUUUGCAAUUUCUUUUGGUCAGGUGUUCUAGUUCUGUAUUUACUUUAGUA
Molecule: messenger RNA, 947 nt
Organism: Momordica charantia (bitter melon)
Lineage: Eukaryota; Viridiplantae; Streptophyta; Magnoliopsida; Cucurbitales; Cucurbitaceae
Source: RefSeq, a predicted model, not a curated record